Molecule: messenger RNA, 1374 nt
Organism: Pelecanus crispus (Dalmatian pelican)
Lineage: Eukaryota; Metazoa; Chordata; Aves; Pelecaniformes; Pelecanidae
Gene: PROSER2
Product: proline and serine rich 2
Source: RefSeq, a predicted model, not a curated record
AUGCCUAGAAACCUCCUCUCGGAUUCUCCUGAAAUGGCAUCCGAAAUCUCUCCAAAGCACGCACUUGGGAGCAUGGAAGGGGGUGGCAGUGUGGAAAGUUGUGGCAGCCAAGCUAGGUGCAGAAGUCUUGCCUUGGAUGAUGAGAGUCUGAAGUACUUAACUCACGAAGAGCAGGAUGUUCUCAUGUUCUUUGAGGAAACCAUAGAUGCCUUAGAAGAUGACUUGGAGGAGCCGGUCCUACGUGACAGUGGCAUCCACUGUCAGUCUCCAAGGUCAACGGAAGAAAAUGUGUCCAGUCAUUCAGAGACUGAAGAUAUCAUUGACUUCGUACAGUCUACACCUGAGAGUAGCGACCACGAAGGCCCUCCUAGCAGAGAUGCAGAAUCAGUGUUGGAUGCUACCACUGAGAGCCCUAAGCCAGCUGUACCUGCUGACCUUCCCCCACAUCCCCCUGUACCACCACCAUCGAUGUCUGAGACGCUUCCUCCUCCUCCUCCGCCCCCUCCUCCAGUGCAGCAUCCAAAAUUGCUUCGCUCUGUCCCCACUCCGCUCAUCAUGGCCCAGAAGAUGUCUGAGCAGCAGAUGGAGAGCAGGGUGCGCUUCCCCACUGCCCUCAAGGAAGGGAAUUCAGACAGGAAGAAAACCCCAGUAGCCAACGGUGAUUAUUUUGCAGCUCCGAAGCACCCUCCUGCACCUGCACCCAAACUGCACCGGUUCCCGAGCAACAUCAACAUAACAAAUGUCAGUGGCAAAGAAUUCAAUGAGACUAUUUCAAAAGCAGCAGUUAACGUCCAGGAGCGGAGAGCUCAGGUGCUGGCCAACAUAAAUGGAGGAGCUUUUCUGGCAGCUGAACUGGAGGAGAAGCUGCAGAAAAACGAUUUCUUGUCACGUAACAGAAGUUCUUCCUUAAGGGAUCUCUCCUCUGAGCAAACACGAUACGAGGCCCUGACAAAACUUGGCCUAGUUAAGGGAAAGCCAGCUCAGGACCAAGUGGACCAUGCCUCCAGUACUCAGCAGCCUGAUGCACAGCCCAAAAAGGCAGACACUGUUCCCAAUGGAUAUCAAAACACCCACGAUAUUUUAAAAAGCAAGCCCAGCCCUUUCCUUCCUAUGGGCAAAACUGUAACAAUCAAGCCAGAGGUAGCUCUUGCUGCUAACAAGGUCAGCAGCGCACAGCAGAAUGCAGCAAAAAGCGUUAAUGAUUAUAAACAACCUAGUCUAAACCCGGAUAUGAGGAGGAGAUCGGGUUCACUGCCUAGACCUUCAGGAUUUCGAUCCCAAGGGAUAACGGUAAAGUUUUCUGGCCGUGGCUCAACAGAAGAAGCUAGGAGAGAGGCACUUCGGAAACUGGGACUACUGAAAGAGACUGCAUAA